AUGGCAUCGUGUGGAUAUUCCACGUUUGUUGGAGGGCCCUGUGGAGCUAGCCCUUCAAAUCCUGCAGAUGCAACGUGUGUAGCACUAGACAAAUGCACAAAAGACGUCAAGUCUCACUUAAACCAAUAUGACUGCUUUGAUUCGUCCUUGAAAACGGAAGCAGAUCUUCUUCUAGCAAGAGCAGGUAACUGAUUUGCACUGUAAAUAAAUAAAGCCUUUCCGAUAAGUUGAUCAAGUUGAUGCAUUUUUACCGCUUGUUAUUAUAUGCCUUUCGUUUUAUCUUAUUUUAUUCAUUAAUAUUAAUUUGUUUAUGCGUGGCACCGCAACUCGAAAGACCUCUCAAAGGCAGCAACGUAGUUCCGGAAUUUGACUUACUAACUGUUGAUACUAACAGCAAACACAUUUUGCGAUUACCACAGGAUUGCUACAUGAAUUCACUGCGGCUUCUUUUGUACAUUUUGUUUCAGGGAUUUUCGAAGUCGAUGAUAAUCAUAUUAAAAUGUCGAUUUGUCCAGGACAUCGAGACGCCUUUGGUAUACGAUGGCGUAGCGGCAAAAGAACAUGUUCCGCUCCAAAAGACUGGGCGGCGCGUAAGAGUAAACAAGUCAAGGGAGAUCGGGGUAUCACCCUACCACAAUGUAAAAGGAUCUUUAGGCUCACUUCAGUGUUUGUUCCAGUUCCGUCUCGUAAGUAAUAAAGAUAAUGCUAAGAAUUGCACAAUCCUCUAGUCCCUGGGAGCUGCGUAUGCAGCCGAAAGAAACCCGGCUAGAUGUUAAGUCUGGUCUGUGGCGUGGGUUGGGGACUGGUACUUAAAAUUUAGAAACAAUUAGCUGCCAUGAACAAAAAGCUUUAUGACCAAAUCCUAACUCGAUGGGGAUCAAAUGCAUGUCUAAAUCAGUGAUUAAAACCACAUUCGCUGUGUUACAGACACCAACCAAAUUUGCAGUGAUUAUGGAGAUUCCACUGCAUUAUUUCACGAAGGCUGAAAUGGAUAUUCGCAGAUUUUAUCGCUGAAUAAAGAAGAUGGGAAAUGUACUCAUGAGUUGUUAUUUUUCUGUUUUAAUUUUAGCCAUUUGUAAAAAAUGUCGGCUGGUGCUUGCAUCAGGGGCACCUUCAUCCCCGUGUGAAACAAAAGAAGAUGCCCCCCCCCUCCAAUCGCAAAAGAGAAACGAGACGUCUGCACAUCAUUUGCUUCAUCACCGUCCAUUACAAAAGAGGAUGUUUCUUUCAAAGUCCAACAAGCAAAGGCAAAGGUCCUGUCAGUUGUUGACACUGACGAAACUGACUCGGUAAUAUAUUAUAAUCAUCAGAAUCAGAGACAGGAUUUGGAAUUGAAACAGUUUUCAAAUGGCUCCUUCUUGGAACCUCAACGAAAAAAAACCACAUGCACACAAAGAAACAGAUGGAGGAAGGAGGAUUGUUUUAAAUUAGAUCUGCAAUUUGUUUUGCAGUUCAAAACAUGUAGAAUUAAAUCGAUGACUAGAUUUUUUUUUUUAAAUAAAAGCUACAGUUUUCAUCAUCUUCAUCAUUAUCAUCGGCCCAAUCAUCAUCAUUGUCAUAAUUUUGUAUUACUGAGCUAGUCGCUUAUAGCUUCUUAACUCCUUAUAUCAUUUUAUUAUUCUCUUUCUUAAUUUGACUUUCUCUUUUCUUCUUUUCUCUUUUAUAUUUCAGGACAAUGAAAGUACAUCUGGUUUAAGUCAAGCCAUGAAAAACCUCGAACUUGUUUCGUUCGACAGUAGCCCUUACGCUACAGAAAGUACCGGCAGCAGCAGCGGUAAUGCGAAUGAUUCAUCAAUCGAAAACCAAACGCUUCGUCGCUUAAAGCUGAAUGAAUUUCUAAGUGUAUGUGGCAGGGAAACUGUGAAUCAACCGAAAAAAAGUUGGGAGCAACUAAGCACGCGAACUAAAAAUGUUGGCGUAUCUAAAGCAAAAGAUGCUGUCGUUGCGUCGUUAGAGGUCAUUUCUCCUGGAAACCCGGCAGCCCUAUGGGAAGCAAUGAAAAGCUCACAGUCUGUAGAAAAAGCCUUGGGCACAGAAAAUCAAUCUCCGUUCGAUAAGAAGUACCUGGAAGCGUUAGCAGAGACCUAUCAGAAUGCAAGUAGUUGGGACACCCGCCGACAGGUGUUGUCAAUAAUGGCUGAUUUGACACCGUACUCUGUUUUGCAGCAAUUUAUUCCUGGCAUCACCGACUACAGAAUCAAAGUAGCUCGCCAACAUUCCAUCGAGCAUGGACGCGGUGUCCUUUGCCUGCCGCCAAGAGCCCUGGACUCAGGGUAGAGGAAAUCCAGCUCGAUCAUUUUUUAAGCUUCAUUACCAGUCCCCACGUGGUCCAAGAUCUACCGUUUGGCCAAGGCUACCUGUACCUAUCAAACAGCAAGGUACUCGAAACACCUAAUGUGAUAAGGUCCAUGAUACCACAGCGCAUAAUUGAUCAGUAUAACCAGUUCUGCUUGGAGACGAAUUUUUCUCCGUUCAGCCCAUCCACAAUGUUACGAAUAUUGUCAUCGUGUACCGCUACAGUAAGAAAGUCACUUCAAGGACUAGACUAUUUUGCCGCUGAAGGAGCAAAAGCCUUUAACGAUUUUCUAAAAUUAGUUGCAAGGACUGGAGACAGACAGUGGGUCGCUAGAUGCGAGCAAGCUCUGAAAGAGGGAAAACAGUAUUUGAAAACGGACUACAAGGUAGAUAUUUUAGAACCAUUUAUAAUAUAAACACUGAAAGGGUAAUCACAUAAAAGAAAUAAAUAUGCAAAGGCGAUCAGUUGAACCCUUAAAGAUUAUUGUAGCUAUGCCUACCUUUUAUGUUUAGUUACCCCUUUUAUACUAUUAAAUAAAUUUAAUUGUAUGACCGCAGUAAAAGAUGUGUGAUAAAUCGUGUCUAGUUCUUUGGCCAAUCAUAGGUUGAUGAUUUCUUUUUUAAGAUGUUGAAUUCAAAAUUUACCCAGAAAUUUCAAAAACACAAUGAAGAAAUUCUUCUUUGUAGAUAUAGCUUAUUAUUUUUGUUCUGACUACUUUCUCGCAGGUUCAUAUCACCAAAGCAUCCAGUAUCCCCGACCACUGUAGUGCGUACGCCCUAACUGAUACAAAGGAAGAGUGUCUUCGAGAAAUGUGUGACCACGCCCACGACAAGAGUUGUCCCUUUUGUGAUCGGCUGAAAGACACUUUAAAAGAAAUUGAGUUGAAUUUGAUCGAAGCGAACCUGGAUAAAGAAGUAGGUUGAGAACUGUUGUAAUUUCAGCAUGACCAUUCACUAGGCUUAAAAAGAUAAGUACACAAUACUUUUGAAGUAACGUUUGUUUUAGUGAGAUUGAGCAUCCAUAAUUCGCUUCUGAAGUGUUUUGAUAAAAAAUUCUGAAGGCCUUUCUCUUUUAAUAUUUUUUUCUUUCGUCAUUUAGUUGAAAUAGGCCCGCUAGAGGAACCAGUUUUCACACACUGUUCAUUUUCCCAAGGAGACUUUCAAGAUGUAUCUUCAUGUGAAAAGAAGAGUCGCCGACAAAAGAGGAAAGUGUUGUUUCCGCUGACCACGAAAGCACGCUCUUUUAUUGUCCAGUGGAGGGAUGCGUAAGCACCUUUCAGCGCCACUAUAAUCUUGAACGCCACUUGCAUUAUGAAAAAUGCCAGUUUCUCGAGGAGAAACACAGCCUCUUAGACAAGGCGAAGAUGAUGUACUUCGAAAAACUCGAAGAAGGUGCCAGUGCACAGCCUUUUGUAGCGGGCUCAGUUGUGGUAGAAAAGAGGGCGGGGCAUCUGCUCUCACCGGGUUGGGCCCUACGUUCAACUAAAAAAAGUUCUAGAUUCAAUUUCAAGCAGAAGAAUUACUUAAACGAAAAGUUUAAGAUCGGCGAACAAACUGGACAUAAAACAGACCCAGAAGACGUGGCUAGAGAUAUGAGGCACGCAAAAGAAGAAGAUGGCAGCCGCAUGUUCACACCAGCUGAAUUCCUUUCACCUCAGCAAAUUAAAUCCUAUUUUUCAAGAGUUGCAGCGAAUUUACGUCAGUCCGAAAGUUGCGAUGAUGCUGAUGAGUGCGAUGUUCAAGCCGUUGAAGAGGAAGAUGUAUACUCUUCUGUGCGCACUCAUAUAAUCCAGGAAUGCCAGCUUGUUCAUCCAGUCAUGUAUGACACGUACAAUCUGCUUGAAAUG
Molecule: messenger RNA, 4142 nt
Organism: Porites lobata
Lineage: Eukaryota; Metazoa; Cnidaria; Anthozoa; Scleractinia; Poritidae
Source: the annotation of a GenBank genome assembly